Molecule: messenger RNA, 1912 nt
Organism: Sinocyclocheilus grahami
Lineage: Eukaryota; Metazoa; Chordata; Actinopteri; Cypriniformes; Cyprinidae
Product: proprotein convertase subtilisin/kexin type 5-like
Exons: 8
Coding region: 1-1131 (376 amino acids)
Source: RefSeq, a predicted model, not a curated record
AUGGUUCUGUGGAUCAAGACUCAAAAAUAUGUACCAUUACCAGCAAGGGGUUACCCAGAGGCUGAUGUUUGUCUCAGCUGUGCCGUGGGAUGUGCUUCAUGUGAGGGGGAAGCCAAUUUUUGUCUGAGCUGUGAGGAAGACUAUGUGCGUUUCAAACACACCUGUGUGCAUCAGUGCCCUUCCAAGCACUUUAUAAAAGAUGGAGUAUGUGAGAUCUGUCCAAACGGUUGCGCUGAAUGUGACCAAAUGGGCAAAUGCAGUGCAUGUGAAGAGUACUACUUCCUGCAUGAGGAUCAGUGUCUGGGUGACUGUCCCAAGCGGUACUUCACAAACGUAGAGCAGAAGCUGUGUACGCCGUGUCACAGUGACUGUGCAGAAUGUGACGGACCUGAUGAAGAUGACUGCACCUCCUGUGGGCAUUAUGGAGAUGUUCGUCACAACGGAAAGUGUCUGUUCCAAUGCCCGCCAGAAACGUACCUGGAUGGAGCAGAGUGUCGAGAGUGUGAUAAGUCCUGCCUGACGUGCUCGGGUCCUCAUCCGUCCUCCUGCCUCACCUGUAGAGCCAGCAUGAGGAAGGAUGUGAACGGCCACUGCCAGUUCUUCAGUGACUGCUCUCUGCACACGUUCACCGAUAAGGACAGCCAGUGCAAGCCCUGUCACAAGAGCUGUCUCCGCUGCUCGGGCGCAGGCAAAGAGCAAUGCCUCAGCUGCAACCCCAAACACUUCCUGCUCAUUCAGACGUGUGUGUCCACGUGUCCGGAUGGUUACUAUGUGGACGAGGCCAAGCAGGAGUGUGUUCAGUGCCACGCAAAUUGUGCGUCAUGCCAUGGACAUCACAGUAAUGACUGUACAACCUGUAAACCAGGCCUGCUUCUGCUCGGACACAGCUGCUUCACCACCUGUCCACCAAGUUACUUUGUGAACGCCACCAGCAGAGCAUGUCAAGGGUGUGACCACACAUGUGAGGAAUGCUCAGGAAGCAGCCGUUUCUGUCUCAAAUGUAGAAAUGGAUACUUCCUGUUGAGAAAGUCCGGACAGUGUCUGCGUACAUGCCCAUCAGACUACUUCCUUCACACCUUCGACGGAGAUUGCCAAAGAUGCCACCCAACCUGUAAAACAUGCAUGGAAUAACUCAUGUGCGACAUGUGACCCGUCCUGUGAUGAAUGUAAAGGCCCGGGACCCUACAGCUGCACCUCGUGCCCUGUUCUACAGCGCCUCACAGAGGAUGGGAGGUGUCUUCCCUGCUGUGGAGAAAACACACGCAGAGAUUCCUCAAGAUUCCCCUCGGAAUGCUGCCAGUGCCACGCACUGAAUGAUGAAUGCAUUGUCGCGCUGAGCUACAACCUCUUCAGCAACGAUCUAGUGACUUCGGUUCAUCCUGGCCUUUUUGUUUUCACAGCCAUAUUUGUGCUGGUGAGCUUGUGGCUCGCCAUUUUUCUCUUCCUGCAUUUUCGGCAGAAGAUCACCUCAAAGCCCAUCGUCAAAUUGAACGGCUACACCAAAAUCACAGAUGCCCCCUUCACCUCUGCGACCCUGAGUGACAGCAUGCAGAUGGAUUAUUGCGAUAAAGAAGUGGGCCAAGAGGAGGAGGAGGAUGAGGACAUUGUUUACAUGGGGAGGGACGGGAUAGUGUAUCGAAAGUUUAAAUACAGCCUGUUGGAGGGGGAUGAGGAAGGGGAGGAGGUGGAGGUGGAGGUGGAGCUGGAAUAUGAUGAUACGUAUACUCUCACAUAAAACAUAAAAAGCCUGUUUAUUUUCUUUGAUAUGGGCAUAUAAUUACGUUAUUAACAUUUUGACAUGCAGAAACCCACUAAUCUUCACCAAUCAACAAUUAAAGAAAUGGUUCAUCCAAAUAUCAUGAUUUUGUCAUCAUUUACUAACCAUGAUGUUGUUCUAAACCCUAAUGGCAUU